Messenger RNA from Emericellopsis atlantica, 1086 nucleotides. RefSeq names its product nucleoside phosphorylase domain-containing protein. NCBI's taxonomy places the organism in Eukaryota, Fungi, Ascomycota, Sordariomycetes, Hypocreales, Bionectriaceae. The record is from RefSeq and is a predicted model, not a curated record. The transcript is spliced from 2 exons. Gene Ontology annotation, biological process: nucleoside metabolic process. The coding region runs from base 1 to 1086 and encodes 361 amino acids. Gene Ontology annotation, molecular function: catalytic activity.
AUGCAAAAGUCCCGGGAUGAGUACGCUGUGGCGGUGAUCUUCGCCAUGGGGCUCGAGUUGGGAGCCUUCAGGCCCAUGCUUGAGAGGGAGCACCGAACCCCCAAGCGACAGAGGGGGGACCCCAACUCGUAUGUAGCAGGCGAGAUCAACGGUCACAACAUCAUACUUGCGUUUCUUCCGGGCACACAGGGCACGGUUGCCGCUGCACGAGUAUCUUCGAAUUUGUCCCGCACCUUUAAACAUAUACGGCUUCAACUCCUCGUCGGCGUGGGAGGACGCGUCGCCGGCGAGGACGAAGCUACGCUGCAGCGGCGUGACAUGCGCCUGGGCGAUGUUGUCGUCGCGAUGCCGGCCAACGGACAUCACGGUCUUGUGCAGUACGACCUAGGCCGCGAUCUCGAUGGCGGAUUCCAGCUCAAGGGAUUCCUGGCACCGUCUCCCGAAUUCGUGCGCAGCGCUAUCAUCGGAUUGCAGACCGACCGCGAGAUGUUAACCCGAAUAUCGGAGCACAUACGCGCUGUGCUUGAUGGAGACGACGAAGACGGGAGAGAAUAUGGCAGACCUCCCGCCUCGACCGACGUUCUCCUCCUACCAAAUGUACCGCAUGUCUCCCAUGGAUGCGAUUGCAGGAACCUCAUGUCACGAUAUGCGGUUCGACGUGCGCCCCGUGCCAAGCCAGACAUACCAAAGAUCCACUACGGGCUGAUCGCCUCGGGCAAUAGUGUUAUUAUGAGCAACGGGAGCCGGCGACGAAUUCUGAAUCAGCUCAAUAACUACGGGGAUGUACUUUGCUUCGAAAUGGAGGGGGCAGGACUCGCCACCGAAUCCUCGUGUCUCGUCAUACGCGGCAUCUCCGACUACGCAGACCCUCACAAGCAAAAGGGCUGGCAAUGCUAUGCAGCCCUGGCAGCAGCCGCAUUUGCUAAAGAGCUGCUGCUUACUAUUCAGCCUGACGAGGGGGAGGCAAACUCCAGCGACACCGACAAUAGCGAGUCGAGAGACGAAUGCGCAACUCUAACGCGAGGCGUGUACCGCCCGAGACAGAAAGUACGCGAGCGAUUGUUUGCAACCAAGUACAGAGUGUGA